AUGCUUACAGUGUUAGGAAAUUUAGCAGUGAUUUUUACAAUAUCUCACUUUAAGCAUCUUCAUACGCCAACUAACAUGCUUUUGAUUUCAUUGGCCUUUGCAGAUUUUCUGGUGGGAAGUAUUAUCAUGCCUUUUUACCUUCCUAGUUCAAUAGAUGCCUGCUGGUAUUUUGGUGAUGUAGUUUGUUUUAUUUUUGUCAUAUCUGCACUUGUGGCAUUUGCUGUGUCUGUAACUAAUAUCGUUUUCAUUGCCUUUGAUCAUUAUUUUGCCGUAUGUUACCCGCUGCUUUACAGUACCAAAAUAACCUUCCGUGUAACUCUAAGUUCUGUUGCAUUUAGUUGGCUAUUAUCCUUGUUAUAUGCAUUUUUAAUGUUUUAUAUGAAUGGAAAUUUUAAUGGCUUAGACACAUUGCGUAAAUGUUUAGGAGAAUGUUUAGUCAUAUUUAAUGAAACACUAAAGGUUGUUGAUAUGGCCUGUAUGUUUGUUAUUCCCUGUUCUAUAGUAAUGCUUUUGCAUGGUAAAAUCUUUAUGAUAGCAAGAAGACAUGUAAAAAUAAUUAAUGCAAUGGCUAAUCAAAUACAUUCAAAAUGUAAUAACAAAGGAGGCAUACCUAAAAAAUCUGAAAAAAAAGCUGCCACAACAUUAGGAAUUGUUGUGCUUGUGUAUAUCUUUUGUUGGGUGCCUUACUAUACUUCUAUUAUUAUUAAUGAAUAUCUUGUAAUUACAGUUCCUUCUUCAGUAAGUGUAAGUUUAACCUGGUUAAUCUAUUUAAAUUCAUGUAUGAAUCCAAUUAUCUAUGCUUUAUAUUAUCCCUGGUUCCAAAAUUCACUAAAACAGAUGCUAAAUUUAAAAAUACGUUUUUAG
This is a messenger RNA of Polypterus senegalus (gray bichir), 864 nucleotides long. Its product is annotated as trace amine-associated receptor 13c-like. Gene Ontology annotation, cellular component: membrane. Bases 1 to 864 code for a protein of 287 amino acids. Gene Ontology annotation, biological process: G protein-coupled receptor signaling pathway. The transcript has a single exon. Gene Ontology annotation, molecular function: trace-amine receptor activity. NCBI's taxonomy places the organism in Eukaryota, Metazoa, Chordata, Cladistia, Polypteriformes, Polypteridae. The record is from RefSeq and is a predicted model, not a curated record.